Messenger RNA from Nicotiana tabacum (common tobacco), 570 nucleotides. The record is from RefSeq and is a predicted model, not a curated record. NCBI's taxonomy places the organism in Eukaryota, Viridiplantae, Streptophyta, Magnoliopsida, Solanales, Solanaceae.
AUGGUGCAAGUUUAUGUUAACGACAUUAUCUUUGGUGCAACAAAUGAUUCCUUAUAUGAGGAGUUUGCCAAGCUUAUGGAAAGCGAGUUUGAGAUGAGCAUGAUAGGGGAACUGAACUUCUUCCUAGGUCUGCAAGUUAAGCAAACUCCUAAGGGAGCGAUGAUAAGUCAGCAAAAAUAUAUUAAAGAUCUUCUGAAGAGAUUUGAGAUGGAAAGUUCAAAAGGCAUUGAUACUCCUAUUUCAACUGCCACUCGUUUGGACAUGGAUGAAUCGGGUUCCCUUAUGAAUGAAAUAAUGUAUAGAGGUAUCAUUGGUUCACUCUUGUAUCUUACAUCCAACAGACCUGAUAUUGUGUUCAGUGUGGGAUUAUGUGCUAGAUUCCAAUCAAGUUCAAAGGAAUCCCAUCUGAAAGCUGCAAACAGAAUUCUGAGAAAGAGCGCAUCUGGGAUGGCACAUUUUCUGGGAUCAUGUUUGAUUUCAUGGGGUACAAAGAAACAAAACUAUGUGGCUCUUUCUACUGCAGAAGAUGAAUAUGUGGCAGUUGCUUCCUGUUGUGCUCAACUGUUGUAG